Oxyura jamaicensis (ruddy duck) is the source of this 8494-nucleotide messenger RNA. RefSeq names its product potassium voltage-gated channel subfamily D member 3 (gene KCND3). Lineage: Eukaryota; Metazoa; Chordata; Aves; Anseriformes; Anatidae. Gene Ontology annotation, molecular function: A-type (transient outward) potassium channel activity; protein binding. The coding region runs from base 407 to 2383 and encodes 658 amino acids. The record is from RefSeq and is a predicted model, not a curated record. The transcript is spliced from 8 exons. Gene Ontology annotation, biological process: protein homooligomerization; potassium ion export across plasma membrane. Gene Ontology annotation, cellular component: membrane; neuronal cell body; voltage-gated potassium channel complex.
UCUGAUGUGGCUGGGAAGGGAAAGGAAUAUGUGACCGAAAGAGGACAUUGAAGCUCUGACUGACAUAUUUUGCUUUUAAGCAAGAGCAUCUUUGCUGUGUGAGCCUGACCCAACAAAGGAUAGAAAAGGAGAGAAUGAACGGUCUCAAGGCUCCUCGCCCCCGUUAGCAUUGUGCCUCAUCGACAGACUCUCAUGCUUAUCAAUCAUUUUAAAUCAUCCCAGUCUGCUUCCAGAAAGGGAGACACAAUGUGAUUUUUGUUUUGCUUCUGGUUUUGUGAGCUUAUGAAGAGGCAUUUAUUAAGUAUGGCAUUGCCAGUGGAAGUUAAUGUGAUGGAACUGAUCUGACUUGGGAAAGGUCUCCGAAGCAGCCGAAGUGUCUUCUCCAGUAGCAAGGCCUGUGGUCAGCAUGGCAGCAGGGGUGGCAGCGUGGCUGCCCUUUGCCAGGGCAGCUGCCAUAGGAUGGAUGCCAGUGGCCAACUGUCCCAUGCCACUGGCUCCCACAGAGAAAAACAAGAGGCAGGAUGAGCUGAUCAUUCUCAAUGUGAGUGGCAGGCGUUUCCAGACCUGGAGGACUACACUUGAGAGAUACCCGGACACUCUGCUGGGCAGCACUGAGAAGGAGUUCUUCUUCAACGAAGACACUAAGGAGUACUUCUUUGACCGGGACCCUGAGGUCUUCAGGUGCAUCUUAAAUUUUUAUAGAACUGGCAAGCUGCACUAUCCCAGGUACGAGUGCAUCUCUGCCUACGAUGAAGAGCUUGCCUUCUAUGGGAUCCUCCCUGAAAUCAUCGGGGACUGCUGCUAUGAAGAGUACAAGGACAGAAAGCGGGAGAAUGCAGAGCGGCUGAUGGAUGACAAUGACUCAGAAAACAACCAAGAAGGGUCCAUGCCAUCCCUGAGCUUCCGGCAGACCAUGUGGCGAGCCUUCGAGAACCCCCACACCAGCACCUUAGCCUUAGUCUUUUACUACGUCACCGGUUUCUUUAUUGCUGUCUCUGUGAUCACUAAUGUCGUGGAAACUGUCCCUUGUGGCACGGUGCCUGGAAACAAGGAGCUUCCAUGUGGGGAGAGAUACGCUGUGGCUUUCUUUUGCUUGGACACGGCUUGCGUGAUGAUUUUCACAGUAGAGUAUUUGUUGAGACUCUUUGCAGCCCCAAGUCGCUACAGGUUCAUCAGAAGCGUGAUGAGCAUCAUCGACGUGGUGGCCAUCAUGCCAUACUACAUUGGCUUGGUGAUGACCAACAACGAGGAUGUCAGUGGAGCCUUUGUGACACUAAGGGUUUUUAGGGUUUUCAGGAUUUUCAAGUUCUCUCGCCAUUCCCAAGGCUUAAGAAUCUUGGGCUACACUUUGAAGAGCUGUGCCUCCGAGCUUGGCUUUCUCCUCUUUUCCCUCACUAUGGCAAUUAUCAUCUUUGCAACUGUGAUGUUUUAUGCAGAGAAAGGGUCCUCAGCAAGCAAAUUCACCAGUAUUCCUGCUUCCUUUUGGUACACUAUUGUAACCAUGACAACACUUGGUUAUGGUGACAUGGUGCCCAAGACAAUUGCCGGGAAGAUAUUUGGCUCCAUUUGCUCCCUGAGCGGGGUGUUGGUCAUUGCUCUGCCCGUUCCCGUCAUUGUCUCCAACUUCAGCCGAAUUUACCACCAGAACCAGCGGGCCGACAAGCGGAGAGCGCAGAAGAAAGCCCGACUUGCAAGGAUUCGAGUGGCCAAAACGGGCAGCUCCAACGCCUACCUUCACAGCAAGCGCAAUGGCCUCCUGAACGAAGCCCUGGAGCUGACGGGAUCCACCGAAGAUGAACAGCAUAUGAGUAAAGGCACCUCCUUAAUUGAAAGCCAACAUCACCACCUGCUGCACUGCCUGGAAAAAACAACCGGAUUGUCCUAUCUUGUGGAUGAUCCCCUGUUAUCUGUACGAACUUCCACCAUCAAGAACCACGAGUUCAUAGAUGAGCAACUGUUCGAGCAGAACUGCAUGGAGAGCUCAAUGCAAAACUACCCGUCUUCUCGGAGCCCCUCCUUGUCGAGUCACCAUGGAUUGACCACCUCUUGCUGUUCUCGCCGUAACAAGAAGACCACUCACCUUCCCAACUCCAGUGUGCCAGCCACUCGCCUCCGUAGCAUGCAGGAGCUCAGCACCAUCCACAUCCAGUGCAGCGAGCAGCCCUCACUCACAACAAGUCGUUCCAGUCUCAACAUGAAAUCAGAUGAUGGGCUACGACCGAACUGCAAAGCUGCCCAGAUAACGACAGCCAUCAUCAGCAUCCCCACACCGCCGGCGCUCACGCCAGAAGGUGAGAGCAGACCUCCACCCAGCAGCCCGGGCCACUCCACGAACAUUUCUACAACCACCACAAGCAACAUAGUCAAGGUCUCUGCCUUGUAAGAUGUCUCAUGCACAGAAGGAGGCUGGAAGACCAGUGCCCCUCUCCCUCCACACCUCCAUGUUCCCUUCUUGCUGCAAAUUGUGCCUGGAUGGACGAACCUGACAUUUUGUCAUUGAAUUAGCAAUGGAGACCUAACGAGGCAGCUUUCUUCAGACUUGCAUUCAUGCUGUGGACUGAGGAAGGAGUAGGAAAGGGACUAUGAGUUUUGUUAAAAGUAAAAUCUGCAUGGAGAGUACGUUGUGCCGUGGUACAGGGCAGAAAUUACCUGUGAAGGCUGAAGGGAAAGAAUCAUCAUGGCAACAAGAGAGUCAAUAAAGAAAACAGAAAUAUAACACUGUGUAUCGCAGCACCUUUUUAAAGGUUUUUAAUGGAUAAUAUUUAUUCAUGAGGAAAUGACUGAAAAAGGUGAAAAACAAUGGAUUUUGUGAAUUUUUUUUCUUCAUGGAGCAGAACCUUUAAACCAACCAAAAUUCCACAUUUUUUUUUCUUUUAUAGGAAAAGAUUUAGACAAAGAAGCCACCUGUCACAGAAACCUAUUUCCAUUCCUCUGUGUGUGCGUGCGAGUGUGCAGCAACACUGCACAGAGCAACACUGCAUUUCAAAGAGCAGAGCAUGUUUUCAUGAUUCAGUGCACAGUAGGAAAAUACAAGCAUGUGUCAGCACAUACAUGUGCACACAUGCACACACACACACAACUAUUUCACCCUGGAUGGCAUUCUUUAUUUAGACACUUUUGUAUCCGCCUUUUAAGUCAAUACAGUGCAAUUGCAAACAGUGUGUAUGUCUGCUAAUUAUUGUCUGUGAAAACAUAUUUGUGGAAAAAAGAGACAGGCUUCAAUAGAGUUUUAGUCCCACAUGGGUAUCCGCUUUCUAUUUUUGUUAUCACUUACUUGUAAGAGUGUGACUAGACUACCAGUUCUGUAUUUUUAAAAAGGAAAAAAAAAAAAAAAAAAAAAAAGGUAGGAUUCUUUUUUAAUACUGUACACACAAAUGGCAAAGAAUGAGAAAGCACUGAACUCAACUGCAUCAAGUGUUCGUAAGUCUGACAGAGGUUUCUUGUAAUGUAUGCCCAUGAUUUUUUAGUUUUGUUUUCUCUAUAUGAAUUUCUUUGCUAGCACUGAACAUACAACCCAUUGUAAAUAGUAGCCAAAUAAUGUCUGGAUCUAUACUUGAUGAUAAUUAACCCCACAGCCAAAUAUCUUGCAUGGACAGAGAGGUAUUUGGCUUUUUCACAGUCUUGGGGCUCCAGUUGUCUCAUCAAUGGCUUCUGGGUUGCACUGAUUUUGGGGGUAGACUAGGUCAGCAAUUUUAGUUAUCCGGUCCCAGCACAGGAUACACAGCAUGCAUCCACUUGAGAAGGGGGAGCAGUACUGGAUUUUGGAAAGCAAUUAAUAAAUUGUGGUAUAGACAGCCUUUUCUUUUUGCAGUUUUAUAGUUAGUUUGAGAAAAUUCGUGUACUUCUAAUCAACCAAAAACUGUAACACUGUGGUACUGCCAGGAAGCUAAUACUAAGGUGUGGUCACUCCUAGCCCCCUCUUUCAAAUAUCUUCCUAGGAAUGAGUUAUGGUAAGGAAAUACAUAGUUCCAAAACAUAACUGAUUUUUCCCUCUAAGAAUAACAACUUUUUUCUUCCAUUCUGCCCUUCUCAAUCCCCUUUUCAUAACAGGUGUGAUCCAUGAAGGGCAGAGGGAGAAACUGUUACCCACCUCUCACUUCCUGAGCCUUCCACUUGUCAUACACUGUCUGCAUAAUUCUUGUGGUUAUGCACAAAUGCCCCUUCAAGGCCCUAUACACACCCAUAAAUGGCAACAAACCUAGCCCCCAACAGCUUGCAAUAGAAUAGAUUUCAAGUAUCUUGUUUCUGAAAAGUGAUUUUACCAACACUACAGAUAACUACUCAAAGCAUGUUUGAGGCUGAUUCAGCAAAGGGAUGUUUUGUUUUGUUUUUUAACAUCUGUCAUAAUCUAUCCUGAUGUAAUAUUUAUAGACACAUAUACACACAUACACGUAUAAAUAAAUACACAGACACGUACAUGUAUAGAUAGAUAAAUAGACCUACAUGCUGACUUAAACAUACGAGCUAGCAAUCUGCUUUGUUAGCACUCCUAAUCUAUUAGUCUAUACAGUGGACUCAGAUGGCUCACGCAUUAACUACCCUCCUUAGAAACCUACAACAUUCUAGGACUAUUAGGACUACAGCUAAGCCUUCAGUAGCUGCACCAGCUUAUAGUCAUUUAUUCCAGUGCUGUAAUAUGUUACCGAAAACUAUGUUUAGUCCUGUUUUAAAUGAUUAAAAUGCUCUGCCUUUGCUGCUUCCUGUAGGAGGUUAUACUGCAGUUAAUCUUACCAUUACUGAGUUUUUCCCGAUGUUUUAAUUUAAUCUUCUUUCGCUUUAUUUAAUUUCAUUAUGUCAUCAUAUCUGCUCCCCAUCUGAACACCCUCAGCCUUGUAGAUCAGAGACCUUGCUCUCCACCACUUUCCACCUUGCAACCUCAUUUACACUGGCACAGAAUGAGGGUUAAAUGCUACCAUGCUGAUAGGGUACAGUGUUCCUUCCAAUGCACAGAAGUAAACAAUCAUAAAGAGCCAGGGACUCAACAUGGACUCUCAGUGCUGCCUUUCUUUCUCUUGAUUUACUGUGGAGUGGUAAACAAGCCACUUCAUCUCUCUGCAUCCAUUUCUUUAUCUGUAAAUAGCAAUCAUAGCAACCCCUUUCUAAAGCAUGUUUGGCACAUUUCAUUGUUACCGAUCAAAAUGCUUUCUGAAAAAAAAAAAAAAAACACUACAUUUUUAAGUAGCAAAAAUAUAAGCAAGGAGGAAAGCCAGUCCUUGGGGUUUCUGGAUGGCUGCCUGGUCCCAUAUUAAGGCAGACCUCAUCUUUGUUCUUUUCCGUGGAGGAGGAAUCAGUGUUAUCCUUGCUCAAAAAUAUUCGGCUUGCCUCUUCUACCAUUAACUUAGCAUGUGCAGCCCCAUGCAGUCAGUACUUCAGCACAGACUUUCAGAGGAUAAAGACAGACAAAAUUAAGUCUGAGCCUAGAGGAACAGGACUAAAAAUAUUUUUAAUGGAGGCAUUAGCUCCUUUUAUAUGCUGAUUUGAAGUAGAGUGAGUAAUGUUUCCAAAAGCACUUGAAAUAUGCUUGUACAAAACCUCUCAUGGAUUGCCCAACACAGCUACAUCCUCAUUAUGGGAGCACUGUGCAUUCACUGAAACAGCAAAGACAAGAAUCUAUCGCCAUCAUAUCAGUGGUUGGUAGGGCAGAACAAAACAUCCUUCAAAUGAGAUGCAUGGAAGAAGGAAAAACAUUUGCACACAAGAGUGUAGGAACAGCACUGCUGCCACUUUUUCCUACAAUAACGGAAAGCAAUUACCUUUACUGAACUGCAAGGCUCUUCAUAACCUUUAUAGCAACCUACAAACCAUUUCUGAGAUAAAGACAAGUCAGUCCUGAGAAUUCUUAGACCAGAACUUUAACCAAAUGCCUUGGGCCAUUCUUUUCAGUGGUUCCCAGUACUGCCCUGCCUUACCAGUCUCCCUGUCCCCUUUCCCAGAACCGAGCAUGCCCAGGGCCAAACACAGACAUUGCCACGGAUAUAGAAACCAGCACGUACCCUGCAGUCCUCGUCAUUCCUGAUGCAAGUAGAAAGGGAAUUCUUCAGGCAUGGGCUGCCUCCAGAAGUAUCCAGAAACCCAGGCUGCUUCUAGUCCUGACACCUUUCUGGAAGGCAGGGGGUACAAAACACCCUGAUCAGUGGGAUUGCUCAGCAAAACAUCAGUAGUAUCUCAGCAAUUCACUUCCAAAAAACCUUCCCUUUCCCUCUAAUUCCUUGCAAGUUUUGAUAGCUUUUCCUUCUUUGUGAAAAAAAGAUAUAAAGAGAUUGUUGGUACAGAAAGCAUGUGGAAGGCGUUUUUUUCCCAGUCUUUCAUAAAGCAAUACUAAAAAUAUUAAAGAAGCAACACCUUUAUCUAAGCAUUUUGCUUCUUUUCAAAACUCUUUUUUGAGGGAAAAAUAUUUCCACAGAUUUUCAGCCUAUGCUAUCGAUUCACUCUCUUCUCACCUGGCAUUGCAUUGCUAAUAGAAGGAAACACCCAAUUGGCAAAGAACGAUGAGAAAUACCUUUCCCAUCCAGGCUUAAACUUUCAUCUACUCUUUCAAAAAUCCAACUUUUACUUUUCUUUUCCUUAAAUGUCUUAGGUAUAGCCAUAAAGAAGAGGCUACUGACAACACAUCUUGGUACAUAAAUAAGAAUAGAAAUGUAAUCCAUGCCCCGCUAGCACAAGAUCCUUCACUGUAAUAUAUCACACUGCUUUCUCUAGAUUACAUUUAAAAUUCUCCACAGAAAGGACUCCCACUGCUUCCCUGGAGAGCUUAUUCCAGACUAAUAGAUCUCAAUGUCAAGGAUUUUUCCCCUGCUGUUCAGCCAUAAUUCUUACCUUAUUUUCCCUUCCCUUGUUGCCAUUAUACUUUCACAUCUUGCCAAAUUUUUCUUCUUUCCACAUGGAAAGAAAGCUGCCUUUUUUGCAUGAAAUUAUCAUUGUAAAAAAAAAAUGGGGAAAAGGUAAACCAAGUAACACACGUAGCUUUAGUGUGGAAUAAAAUUAAUGUAUAAUUCAAAAGGAAACAUUACAAAAAUACAUUCUUCUUUAUAUUUUCCAGAAAUACUAAAUUUGAAUCAAUGCCGUUUGCCUAACCUGAAACAGUCAAUAAUAUACUUGUACUGCAAACCAUCGUUCUAGCUAAGACAGCUUAAGGGUGUGCAUGAAAUUCAAAUACCAGCUAGAGGAAGCAAAGUUUCUUGAAAUAUUUUGCUUUUUACCUUUUUUUUUUUUUUUUAAGUAAACAGGUUGCAAACGUUGUAUCUUACAUGUAUUAUAAAACAGAUUCAGUAUAUUAAAAAUCACAUUUAAUUUGUGGGUAGCAACAUCCCUUGGAUCCUGUUUUAGUAUCUUAUCAUCAGAUAUCAGAGCUACAAAGUCAGCAUUCGUGGGUGGCUUACAAACAGCAGCAGCUUUGAACUGAAGACUUUGUUGUGCUUUUAAAAUUAGGCAAAUAAUACCCAUUUUCCACGUAACUUACCAAUAAAAUACACCUUGAUUGAAAAAAAAAAAAAAAAAAACACUUCUCCAACACUUUAAGCAACUGCACUAGAUAUGCAAUUUCAGAACUCAAGCUUUUAGGCUUCACAUUUCUGGAUGCCAUAAACACCCUUUGUAAUGGUUUUAUUCUUCUAAAACUUUAAAAGCAAACACAAUGCAGCGUGCACAUUGAUUAGAGGUAGUAUCAGGAACCUACGUUCUACUCCUAAUUGUCUUGAUGAAUCACUAAGUGACCUCGAAGAAGUCAUUUCACCUCUCUAUGCCAAUUAUACAAGUUGUAUAGCAAUUAGUAACUCCUUUUUUAAGAAAGUGAAGCUCAGUUCAUUAACACUGACAAAAAUACCAUAGAGAAAGUGUACCAGAAUAGUACUGCUACUUCCAUUCAGAACACAAAAACUGUGCCAGAAAAACUACAGGUGGAUCAUUCAACAGACCAGGUGACAAAGAGCUUGUGAAAAUUCCUUCCUGAGUUUUGAUCUCAGUCAAUAGUCUGUUACUUUCGUGUGUAUAUGUGUGCACGUGUUUUUGUUUUGAUUUAAACUAGUACUAGUCACAGGAAGUCACACAGCUGUGUGGGUGAGAAGGUAAUAACCAUACCGAAUGUUCUUCUCAGUUGUGGCAACUAUGACUGGGAGCUCCCACAGGCUCCACGGACCAAUGAAGUAUCUUUCAAAAUGCGUGUGAUGGUAUAUUUUUGAUAAAUUAGUAAGGCAUUCCAAUGGUGUUUUCUUUAGGAGUUUUAUGUUAUGAGAAGCUCUCAACCUUAUUUUCUAUUUUCGUACUAUAAAUGGGCUUUGCUUACAACCAUCAGAGGACAGAUACAAAAUGUACUGUAUACAGCUGCAGGUAGCUUCAUUUGAGAACAACUUUCUAGAAGAACCAAGUUUCUUGUUGUCUUCUUUUGGAAUUGUAGUGCAUAUGUUGAAACUUGUAUAUCAUUUACAGUAUUGAGUCUUGUGCCACUGCUGUACCUGAUGUAUCCAAUCUGGAUUAAACAGAGUAUGUGCCACAAAUA